GUUGAUCAGUAGGUAGCCAUGAAAACCAGACUUUUUGGGUCAGUGCUACCGGAAAAGAAGUGGGUUUGAAUAGCGGGGAAUUCUCCGAAAUCACUGAGAAUGGCGUGCCGUGUGCUCUCAGCCUGGCGCUAACGGUAUCCCUUUUCCGUACGAAAAUGGUGGUUAUAUGCUUGUACCAUUGCUCCUGCAUUCAAGUUCCAUAUCACAACCCCAUAGCACCGAAUUAGGUCACGGCUGUUCGGCCUGUUUGGUUUCUACUUAUAUCUACUUCGAAUUUUCAAGGUUCCGGCGAUGGAAGCUCCGAUGAAGUUAUUCUGCGGUCAUUCCAUUCUCAGUCGCCAAGUCUUCGCCAGAACCGGACACCGACUACCCUCGCUCGUAGUCUCUUCCGUCACUCGUAGAGAGAUAAGACCCCGGUUCUCUCUUUCACACGCUCACUCUUCAUUUUCGGCCGUCCCUGCCAAUCCGAAUCCCUUCUCGUUUCUUUCCUUCUCCCAGCCCUUUACCUCACCAAUUCCGACAGAUAGUUUUAGCCAAUCCCUGUCCCGUUCAAAUGGCGAAAUUUCCAUCUGGAGCCGUUCUCCGGGGAAUUCUAUUGUGAAUGGGAGUAAUGCGGGGGUUUUGGGUGAUAAAGAGCGCGUCGUGACGGUGGUGUUGUUGGGUUGGCUCGGGGCCAAGACCAAGCACCUGAAGAGAUACGUUGAGUGGUACAACUCCAGGGGCCUUCACGCGGUGACUUUCGUGGUUGAAGUGAGAGAGCUGCUGUGCUUUGAUUUGGGCCAAAGGCUCGAGCAGCGUAUGUCGGCGUUAGCAGACGAGCUCGUUUCGUGGGUAUCGGAGAGGGAGGAGGACGGUAGAGAACGGUGCUUGGUUUUUCACACUUUUAGCAACACGGGUUGGCUUAGCUAUGGCGCCAUUCUUAAUGCUUUCCAGGGUAGAAAGGACUUGAUGGAUAAGAUCAAAGGCUGCAUUGUUGAUUCGGGAGGAGGAGACCAGUUUAAUCCUCAGGUGUGGGCAGCAGGAUUCGCGACCGCUAUACUGAAGAAACGCAGCUCUGCAGCAUACCCUGUAGUUGACAGUGGAGAAUUGAAUGAAUUCAACAGCGAAAUGAACAUGCCAAAGAUGCAAGAAAAUAAACCUCCACUAAUUGAAACAGUACUUCUAUCUGCGUUAGAGAAGUUUUUCUCGGUGGUUCUAAAACUGCCUGACGUGGAACUGAGGUUAAAAAGGAUUGUUUCCAACAUCUCAAAAACCCAGUCUUAUUUCCCUCAGCUUUACCUCUAUAGUACAGCCGACAAAGUGGUUCCAUUUCAGUCUGUAGAGUUCUUUAUUGAGGAACAGAGAAGGAUGGGGAGAAAAGUAAGGUCUUUCAACUUUGGAUCUUCCCCGCAUGUUGACCAUUAUAGGAGUUUCCCCAACAUAUAUUCAUCAGAGCUUCAUGAUUUCCUCCUGAACGAGUGUUUUGCUAAAGUUGAGCAGUUGUAAGUCCUGCAACUGCAGAUUAUCCCCCCAUACAAUUGUCAUGUUUCUUCAUACCCAUACAAAAAAACAAUUGUCAUGCUACCUCUUCAUGUAUUGUUUGCAACAUUAGUUUGCUUAAACGAGCUGAACUUACAAGGAAUAGAUAAAAUUUGACAAGCAAAA
Messenger RNA from Juglans microcarpa x Juglans regia, 1644 nucleotides. RefSeq names its product transmembrane protein 53. NCBI's taxonomy places the organism in Eukaryota, Viridiplantae, Streptophyta, Magnoliopsida, Fagales, Juglandaceae. The transcript is spliced from 4 exons. Bases 292 to 1485 code for a protein of 397 amino acids. The record is from RefSeq and is a predicted model, not a curated record.